Penaeus vannamei (Pacific white shrimp) is the source of this 744-nucleotide messenger RNA. NCBI's taxonomy places the organism in Eukaryota, Metazoa, Arthropoda, Malacostraca, Decapoda, Penaeidae. The record is from RefSeq and is a predicted model, not a curated record.
AUGCACCACCUCCCCACCAUGCACCAUGCACCACCUUCCCACCAUGCCACCACCUCCCCACCAUGCACCACCUCCAUCAUGCACCAUGCACCACCUCCCCACCAUGCCCCAUGCCCCACCAUGCACCAUGCACCACCUUCCCACCAUGCACCACUCCCCACCAUGCACCAUGCACCACCCACCAUGCACCACCUCCCCACCAUGCCACCAUGCACCACCCACCAUGCACCACCUCCCACCAUGCACCACCAUGCACCACCUCCCCACCAUGCACCAUGCACCACCUCCCACCAUGCAUGCCACCAUGCACCACCACCUCCCCACCAUGCACCAUGCACCACCUCCCCAUCAUGCACCAUGCACCACCUUCCCACCAUGCACCACCUCCCCACCAUGCACCAUGCACCACCUCCCCACCAUGCACCAUGCACACCUCCCCACAUGCACCAUGCACCACACCAUGCACCCAUGCACUACCUACCCACCAUGCACCACCUCCCCACCAUGCACCACCUCCCCACCAUGCACCAUGCACCACCUCCCCACAUGCACUACCUCCCCACCAUGCACCAUGCACCACCUCCCCACCCACCAUGUACCACCUCCCCACCAUGCACCAUGCACCAUCCCCACCAUGUACCACCUCCCCACCAUGCACCAUGCACCAUGUACCUCCCCACCAUGCACAUCACCACCUCCCACCAUGCACACCUCCCCGCCAUGCACAUCGCCAUGCAGUCGUGA